GGGAGCAGCAGCCAGCAGGCUGCCCCAGUGCCAGCUGGGCCUUGCAGCGCGCAGAGGGACGCGAUGGGGAUGGAGCAUCCUUAGCACCAUGCAAAAGGAUGGAGCCUGCGCGUCCAUGGAAUGGUGCUGGGCAUGGGGGGAAACGGAAAGCCUCCCCAGGAGCUGAUGACAACAGGCUUGCAGGGAGGCAGGGGAGGAGCAAGGAGAAUGGCACAGCACCCAAGAGAGGGAGAGGUGCUGAGCCAAAUGGCGAAAUCUCCAUGAAAACUCCUCUCCAGGCUGGAGGGCAUCCUGAAGCAGCAGGUCCCAGCAGAGGGGGAACAGCUGCUCCUGCAGUUGCCAACUGCUCCCUCUCCAAGAUCAUGGUCGCAAGAAAGCGCAAGGCAGUGGAAGAGGAGGAGCAGAAGGCAGAGCUGGGUCCUGCCAACAAACAAGUGAAAGUGGAGCACAAUGGGGAGAAGGCUCAGAGCCCUCAUCAGAGCAGAGGUGCUGUGCCAGCUCCAUCAGCACAGCCUGGGCCUGCCCCAGUGCCGACCGAGCGGUUCCGGACCUCAAAGCGAAGAGAAAGACGACGACGACAGAAAGAAAGGAGAGCAGAAAUGAAGAAGGCUGCUCUCAGAGCUGCUGCUGCACAUGCAGAGUUCUCCACCAUAAACAGCCUUGUGGAGAUGAUGGAGAAGCUGCAGCUGAAGGACUGAGCGGAGGAGCAUCAGCAGGCAGCGGCUUUGUGGCAGCAGCCCAACUUUCACUCUGGUUUCAAUCCAUCAAUAAACAAUUGGAGUUUUGCAUUCACAAGGAGCGCAUGGCCUGAUUUGUCCAGCAGCACCCAGUGAGCCACUGCUCCACCUCCUGGUUAUCCCACCACCUCCUGGUUAUCCCACCACCUCCUCGUUAUUCCACUGGCGGCGCUGGGUCAGAACUCCCACAGCUCCAUCAGGGAAUGCUGCAGGGUACAGAAGCAAUGGACGCACCAAUCCUGGGCCCUGCCCACACUGUCUGAGCAGUUAGAGAGCAGCUCCAUAGAGCCGUCUGACUUUCUCGGGGCAGCACUGAGCAAAGUGAGCGUGUGCCCCUCAGCCUGCAGGCGUCUCUGCUGGGGGAAGAGAGGCUCCGCUGGCUGCCUGAUCCCGGAAGGCAGAGGUGUUCUCCUGACUUCUCUGCAGUGCUGCCUUCCUUCAUCGUCCCCCCUUCCUUCAGAUAUUUUGAUGCUGCUUUUCACCCUUUUGGGCAGAGCUUGAGUGACUCUCAUCAUUGCAUAGCUUUGUAUUGAGCGGUGUGGAAUUUUCUGGCUUUGUUUGUAAAAGCCUAGGCUGAAAACCACAGUGUGCGUGCUAAAUGGGAGUCCUAGCACUCUGGAAGUGGAUAACUGUUGGGAUGGAGCUGCUUUUGGUUUUCUAAUGAGUGUAUAACGAGCAAAGUUUGCCAACAGGAUCGUGUUUUCUCAACGAAUGACUAGGAGCGAUAUGCAGAGGAAGAUGGCAGUUGGCAGAUGGUGCCUGGCAAGAGCUGUUGUUUGUGUCCUGCAGCCGGGAAUGCUCCACGCCGAGGGGUGCGGGCUGUGAGAGGAACAUGUCUGUGGAAGCAUGGCCGUUCCUCCCGUCUGAUGGGGCAGAAGGCAGGGACAGGAGAGGAAAGCUGAACAGAUCUGCAUUUUCGUCACGGCUCUUACUGUGUGGGAAAUGAGCUGUGCCACUGUGCUUCUUUGUGCUGGCUAGUUCUGGAGCUGUGCCUUCAACUUGAUGCUCAGCUGUUCCUGUGUGCAAUGCUCCACACUCGGACCCUGCAGAGCCCAGAGGCCUCCUUGGCUGCUGUCACUCACCUGGAGCUUGCAGGGUGCUGUGCGUGCUGUAUGGAGCUGCUUCCAGCUGUCAUUUGCAAGACCCUGCUUUGAUCUCCAACCAAGCCUGUUGUGCUGUGGAGAGCAGUGGAAGCUGUUGAGUUGCAUGACCAAGGGGUGCAGCCUGGUUCCCCCCUCCCUAAGGGGGAGGCUCAUUGAAGGGCUGGCUGCCUGCAGGGAAGGAGCUCUGCUUUUUUGUGUGCCCUGUUCCUCAGAAUGGGGUAAGCAGUUCUGUGGAGAUUUACUAGGUUGAGUCCUUUGUGUUUCUCAGGUAACUUCAAGCUGUGUCUGCUCUUGCCUCUGUUUGCAGUUGCCACGCCUCUGGCCUUGGCCCCCACAGAAGCCCCUCCUGGUUGUCAGUGGCAGCUGUUACCUGUGCAGUGCCAGCAGUCUGUAGAAAUGGCAGCACUUGGGAGGAUGACACAGUUUGCCUGAUGUUAUGCUUUAUGGAUGUGGUCAGGUGAGAAAGCGCUGUGCUUCGUGGCACAAAUUCCUUGGCCAAAGGACGCUUUGGAGCAGAGGUUUGCUGUCAGGAGGCCUGAAAGCAUCGAAGGAAAUGCUGCUGUGCACUGGGCCCAGAGACAUCAGCUCCCAGCACGUCAGUGAGUGCGGACGCCUGCAGCCUCUGUGUCUGUCGGGGAUUGCUCCAAGGGCUCUGUAGGCAGCUGUCCGUGGCUGUUUUGCUUUGUUAGGGCAUGGGCACAGAUGACAACACACUGAUGGUGUCCUGCUCGGAAAUGGAUGCGCUGGAUGGCAGAGGAGGAUUCUGAGCCAAGUAUGGGAUCAUCUUUGUUCCUUCGUGAAGGUGAGUUUUGAAAAGUGAAACACUUGAAGCUGGAUUUGCAGGGUGCCUGGAAGGAGGUGACUCUCGCUUGGUAUCAGUUGGGUAUUUCAGAGCAGCUGAGAUUAAGGGGACGUCACAAAUAAUGUUCUGAGAAUGUUCCUGACCGUUCUUAGUUGUUAAAUUGUCUAAAAGAAUGCAAGCAGUGCACAAAAACAAAAGCAGAACAACCACGGCAUGUCCUGCAAAGAAUCCAGCUUUAAUAGAGACUGACAGUUACUAACGUUCCCUUUUCUUCUUCUGUCAGUGACUGAAUUUGCUCUCACCUCUUCUCUCUGCACGUGACUUCCCACUUCUUCUAUCUUUAGUUCUUCUUCGGUUGAACUUCUCUCUUGUCUAUUUCUCCUCCUUUCUACCUUUGCAAUCCCUUCCCUGAAACCCCUUCCCUCCCUUCUCUUUUCUGUCUUUUCUAACUUCUCCUCUCUGCUGCCUUCCUCUCUAUUUUUUUUCCUGUACUUUUCUUUCUUUUCUCUGCACCGUUAUUUCUCCUCUUCCUCCUUCUGCACUUCCUGCUCCUCUGUUCCCUCCUCUCAGUUCUCCCCUGCCUGUUCCUGCUCUUUUCCUAUUCUCCUCCUCACUCCUCUGCCCUGUUUCUGCAUUAUUUCAUCCUCCUGCAGCAGCGGCUCAUCUGCUCUGCAGUUCUCUCUUUGUGCUGUCCUCUGCUCUUUGAGUAAUUCUUCCCUCUGUCCUUGCUCCUCUUCAGCUGGCUAUGAAUUCUCCACAUCAUGGCUCCUAUUGGGCUAUUUUUUCUUCUCCGUAUUCUCACUCUUCCUUCAUCUGCACUCCUCUUCUGCCGUUCUUUUUUUCGCUCUAUCCUCUCUCCUCUUUCUUCUGCAUUCUUCCUCUGCUUCUCCAGUUCUUCAUUCCCUGCCUCCUCACUCCUCUUUCCUCUGCAUCAACACUGCUCUUCUGUUGGACUUUUUUCCUUUUUCCCUACUUCUCGUUCUUCUGUAUCUGCACUCCUCUUCAGCUGUUCUUUUUUCAUUCUGUCCUCACUCCAUUCUUCUGCAUCUCCCCACGUCUUCUGAUCUUCUUUGCAGUCUCCUCACUUGUUUUUCAUCUGCAUCUGCACUCUUCUCCCAUUCAUUUUUCUGUGCUUCCUCCCUGUUCUUUCUUCUGCAUCUGAACUCCUCUUCUGCUAUUCUUUCUUCCUGCUCAUCUUGCUUCCCUGUAGAAUCAUUCCUUUUUCUUCUGCAUCUGUCUCUGCACUCUUCUGUUUUCUUCUCUUUUCUCUCUUUCUCCAUUUGCACUCUUCUGCUGCUUUUUUUUCCCCUGCCUUUUCUCUCUGUCAUUUGCAUCUGCACUACUCUUCUGCUGGAUUUUCUUCCCUCUAUCCUCACUUGUGCAUCUGCACUCUCCUAAGGCUGAUCCUUCUGCCUUGUAUUCUCACUGCUCUUUCCUCUGCAUUCUCACUCUCCUGUUUGUUUUUUUUUCCCUUGCAUCCUCCCUCCUCUUCUGCUGUUCUUCCUUCCUUGUUUCCUCACUCCUCUUCUGCAUAUGCACUCCACAUGUGCUGUUCAUUCUUCUCUGUAUCCUCACUGCUUUGUAUUCUGCAUCUGCUCUCCUCUUCUGCUGUUCUUUCCUUCCCUGUAUCCUCACACAUCUUCCUUCUCUGUUUGCUCUCCACUUUGCUGGAGGCUGUUCUUUCCUCCUUUAAUCCUCACUCUUUCAUUUGCUGCUCUACUCCUCCUGUUCUGUCUUCUAUUUAUCCUCACUCAUUUUAUUCUUCUGCAUUCACGCUCCCUUUCUGCAGUUCUUCCUUCCCCGAAUCCUCAGUCCUCUUUCUUUUGCUGCUUUGUUUUCCAGUUUCUCACUGCUCUUUACUCUGCAUCUGCAGUCAUCAUUUUCUCAUACUUCUUCCCUGUCUUCUCUCCUGUCUUCUCCAUCUGCACUCUUUUUCUGCUUUCCUUUCUUCCCCCCUUCCUCUUUCUUCUGCAUCUGAACCCCAUUUCUGCUCUUCCUUCCUUCUCUCUCUCCACUCUCCUCUUUCUUCUGCGUCUGUUCUCUUCUGCUGUCCUUUCUCCCCUGUAACCUCACUUCUCAUUUUUCUGCAUCACUCUCAUCAUCUUUCAUCCCUGACUUCUCACUUCUCAUUCACCUGCAGCUGCAGUCCUCUUCUGCUCUCCUUUCCUCCUUGUAUCCUCACUUGCCUUUUUUUCUGCAUCUGCACUCCCCUUCGGCUUUGCUUUCUUUAUCCUAUCCUCUCUCCCGUUUUGUCUGCAUCUGCCCACCACUUCUGAUCUUUCUUACUGCUUCUCCUCACUGCUCUUUCACCUGCAUCUUCACUCCUCUUCUGCUGUUUAUUGUUGUGCCCUCGCUCCUCUUUCUUCUCCACCCGCAUUUCUCUUCUACUGUUUUUCCCCUGCAUCCUCACUCCUUUGUUGUCUACAUCAGCUUUACACUCCUGCUUUUCUUUCUCCCCUAUAUCCUCGCUGCU
Molecule: messenger RNA, 5115 nt
Organism: Lagopus muta (rock ptarmigan)
Lineage: Eukaryota; Metazoa; Chordata; Aves; Galliformes; Phasianidae
Product: zinc finger CCCH domain-containing protein 11A-like
Exons: 7
Coding region: 99-698 (199 amino acids)
Source: RefSeq, a predicted model, not a curated record